Yarrowia lipolytica CLIB122 is the source of this 1305-nucleotide messenger RNA. RefSeq lists its product as uncharacterized. NCBI's taxonomy places the organism in Eukaryota, Fungi, Ascomycota, Dipodascomycetes, Dipodascales. The record is from RefSeq and is a predicted model, not a curated record.
AUGAGCUACGUGGAAGAGGCGGAUAAAGUGUCACCCGAAGAACAGGUUCAGGACAUUUACAUCCGAUUCAACGAGGACAACGAGAAGGACUAUGCGUUCACGGUUCGGGCGUCUCAAAAGGUGUCGACUCUCUACCGGGUAUUUGAAGUGCUUCCUCUAAGUCUUCGACCGUCGAUUUUUUACGAGCACAAGCCUCUGGGGUUUGCCAUUUCGCGGCAACCAGGUUUUCUGACCACUGGCGGCGCGUUCUUGUUCCAUGAGCGGGCCCAUGAGGACCAGUGGAUUGAGCGGGUGGACGAUGAUGCUCGGAUUGGCGAGAUUGCGUGGGAUUCGCAGCUUUUUGUGCCCAUUUGGAAAGAGAAGAACGCUCGGAAAUGGGCCAUUAUGGCGCUGUUUCUCGUCUGGCUGUAUACGGACCUGCCGGAUAUGGUGAGUCCCACUCCCGGGAUCCAAUUGACCACGCAAUUGAUUCGGGCGAGCUAUUAUGUCGGCGAUUUGGUCGGCGUCAAGUUCCCCGAGGACGACGGUUCUCUGGAUGUGCCUGUUUGGGCCUGGGCGUUUUUUGCCUUCCAUGUGCUUAAGUGUCUGACCCUCUAUCUGGUGCUGUGGAGCGGGACUAUGAAUCCUCUGAGUCUCAAUCCAUUCAAGGCUCGGAAAAUGGGUGCUGAGGGCACCCGUCGGCUCAACCAGGACGUCUUGCAGUCCAUUGGCUGGACCGGAGCCCGUCGAGUCACCGACGACGUGUGGCGCAGAGAGUACCGCGAGUGGGUCAUUUCCAGCAGCGGCGGCAUCGUCGAGGCCAACGACAAGGGCAAGCUGAAGGAGCUCAAGGAGGCCGGCGUUUGGCUGGAGGCUGGCGAAGGUUUUUCCGUCAAGAAAACCGGCUAUUCGAAACCAGUCGCCAACAUCACUGUCUCCGACGACCUCACCGAAAUGGCGCCCCAGUACGGAAUCUCCAUUGACGAGGAUAUUGAGAACCCCACGUCGGCGCCGGCGCCCGAUAAAAAUACUCUGGCAGUUCUGGAGCCGUCAGAGGCCAUCAAGGCCCUCGAUGCCUUCUACGAAAACAAGUUUAUCACCAAGAUCCCGCCGUCGGACCUCUGGUUUGCGACCUUGUCGGCGCCCACACUUCAGGAAAUGGAGGACCAGGAGGACCAGCAAAAGGCCGGCGAGUUGCUGAAAAAAUUUCUCCAGAGAGGGCCCAUGUACUCAGAUCUGACACCGUUGGUGAGAUUGAGAGAGAGAUGGGUGACCAAGGGGUUUGUUCAUCGGUUGAAGAAGCCGGUGGUGAAGAAGAAUGAGUAG